Messenger RNA from Plasmodium reichenowi, 1887 nucleotides. Its product is annotated as transporter, putative. The transcript has 2 exons. Gene Ontology annotation, biological process: transmembrane transport. The record is from RefSeq and is a predicted model, not a curated record. NCBI's taxonomy places the organism in Eukaryota, Apicomplexa, Aconoidasida, Haemosporida, Plasmodiidae. Gene Ontology annotation, molecular function: ATP transmembrane transporter activity.
UUGUUAUUUAAAAAUAUGAAAAAUUCUUUUAAUAAUAAAGGAGGCUUGGUUAAUACUACGAAAAAAAUCGAUGAAUCUGAUACAGAGUCUGUAAGUGAAGAAAAAGAAAAAAAUGAAACAGAUAAAAUAAAACAAAAUAAUAAUAACAAUAAUAAUAAUAAUAAUAAUAAUAAUAAUAAUAAUAAUAAUAAUAAUAAUAAUAAUAAUAAUAAUAAUAAUAAUAAUAAUAAUAAUAACAAGUUGUACUGUGAGAAUGCACAAAAUGAUAAUAUUAUUAACAAUUUAUAUAAUUUAAACUCAAAUGUAAAAAUAAAUAAUAAUGUUGAGGUAGUGGGUUUAAGUUUUAAGGAAAAGAACUAUAUGAAUACAUAUAAACAUUUUCAAAAUGAUAAGGAAAAUGAACAUAAUAAUAAAAAUAUGUUUGAAAAUAAUAACUUUCAUAAUAAUAAUAAAUAUAAUAUUCAUAAUAAAAAGAAAAAUUCCAAACAUUUUGAUUUAUUCAUAGAUAAAAGAAAUGCUCUUAACAGUAUCUUAAGUUCAACAUUCGCAGGUAUUAUGUCUCGUACUAUGACUGCACCUUUAGAUAGAGUAAAAUAUAUAAUGCAAAUUACAAAUAAUUUACCUAUAUAUGAAAUAUUCAAAAUUAUUAAGAAAGAUGGUAUUAUAUGUGGAUUUUUUCGAGGGAAUUGUGUUAAUAUUGUAAAAAUUAUUCCAGAGUUAUCGAUAAAAAUGUAUUCAUAUGAAUUUAUGAAAUUAAAUGUUUAUAAAUAUUAUUAUAAUAAUAAUAAUAAUAAUAAUAAUAAAGAAAAUAAUGAUAUCAUACAUACAGAUGAACAAAAUAUGAAUAUUCCGUUUUUUAUUCGCUUUUUAAUAGGAAGUUCAAGUGGUGCUAUAGCAGCUCUAUUGAUUUAUCCUUUAGAAAUUGUAAAAACAAGAUUAAUCGUUUCCAAUAAAAUCGAUUCAAGUGGUAUUAUUAAAUGUUUUUAUGAUAUUUAUAAAAAUGAACCUUAUAGACAUUUCUAUAAUGGUUUAUGUAUGCACCUUUAUGGAGUCAUUUUAUUUUCAGGAUGUAAUAUGAGUAUAUAUGAUUAUUUAAAAUAUUUAUUCUUUUCCUUAUAUAAGGAUUAUAUUCAUUCAAAUUAUUGUCUUACGAAAAAUGUAACAAAAAAAAGUCAACAUGACAAAUUAAAUCAAUUAAAUAAUUAUGAAAAUUAUAAAUUUGUGAAUAAUAAUAACAUGGAUAGUAUUCAUAAAAAUAAACAAACAAAUUCACAAGAAAAUUAUUCUCCAAAUAUACAUAAUGAAAAUCGAAAUGAUAAUUUUACUUUCAAUUCUUUAAAAGAGGUAAAAUUUUAUGAACGUUUUAAAAAAUAUUCCUCCGUUAUAUGGAACAAUAAUAAUAAUAAUAAUAAUAAUAAUUAUAAUAAUAAUAAUAAUAAUAAUAAUGAUAAUUAUAAUAGUCAUAAUAAUUAUAAUAGUCAUAAUAAUUAUUAUCAUAAUAAUAGUAAUAACAAUUUUGUACAUAAAAAAGAAAAUCCCCUGAACACUUCAAGCUGUUCAUAUUGUAAUUAUCGUAUUAAGAAUGUGAAUUGUUUAACCUUUUUAUUAUUUGGUAUAACUAGUUCGUUUAUAGCUCAGAUUGUGAGUUACCCUUUUCUUGUUUUACGUACAAGGAUGCAAACACUUAAUAAUGAAAUAGCAACUAAUUAUCUGAACAACGAAAGGAAGAAAUUUAAGUCCUGUAGCUUUAUUUUAUACAACAUCAAAAUUUAUGGAUACAAAUCCUUAUAUAGAGGUGUUUAUGUGAAUUUGUUAAAAACCAUACCUGCUACUUCUAUCACGUGGUUUGCCUACGAAUAUGCCAUGCGGAAACUACAAAGGAUUUAA